Molecule: messenger RNA, 4362 nt
Organism: Pteropus alecto (black flying fox)
Lineage: Eukaryota; Metazoa; Chordata; Mammalia; Chiroptera; Pteropodidae
Gene: ZNF570
Product: zinc finger protein 570
Exons: 5
Coding region: 224-1903 (559 amino acids)
Biological process (GO): regulation of transcription by RNA polymerase II
Cellular component (GO): PcG protein complex; transcription regulator complex
Molecular function (GO): RNA polymerase II cis-regulatory region sequence-specific DNA binding; DNA-binding transcription factor activity, RNA polymerase II-specific
Source: RefSeq, a predicted model, not a curated record
AGGCUGCGUAUCUUCUUUCCGGGCCCGCGAGGGCUGGGUUCCAUCAGAUUCUAAGGGCAGGAGGUGGGCCCGUGUAGAGAUAGCCGGAGCGUUCCGGGCGGGGACAGGAUCUUACCGCAGUUCAGUUCCACAGAGAGGAUGCUCCUCUCUUAACGAGAGGAAAGAGAAGCUGCAGACUUCUAGACUGGUGAUUCUGGAUGCUGCAAGGAAAGCCUACUUUCUCAUGCUCUCUUCUCAUCUCAGUCAUAAGGACACUGCCAUAUCCCAGGAGAAGAGCCAAGAGGAGGAAAGAAUGGCUGUUGGACUUCUUAAAGCCAUGUACCAGGAGUUGGUGACCUUCAGAGAUGUGGCUGUAGACUUCUCCCAAGAGGAAUGGGAUUGUCUGAAUUCUUCUCAGAGGCAUCUGUAUAGUAAUGUGAUGUUGGAGAACUACAGGAUCUUGGUAUCACUGGGACUUUGCUUUUCUAAGCCAAAUGUGAUAUUAUUGUUGGAAGAAGGCAAAGAGCCCUGGAGCGUGAAGAGAGAGCUGGCAAAAGGCUUAUGCUCAGGCUGGGAAUCUACCUGCAAAAGUGAAGACUUAACUUCAAAGCAGGACAUUUACGAAGCACAGUCAUCUCAGAAGAUAAUAGAAAAAUUGACAAGCUGUGGCCUUGAGUACUCCUGUUUCAGAGAAGAGCGGAAAUGUGAGGGCCCUUUUGAGAGGCAACCAAUGAAUCAGAAGGCAUGCUUCAAGGAAGAGACAAUCAAUCAUGAAAAAGCCUUUGUUGAUGAAAGACAAGAAUGUAACAAAUCUUGGGAAAGUCUCCAUUUGAACACACUGCUUCAUACACAGCAGAUAAUUCCAAAAGAGGAGACAGUACAUAAAUAUGAUACAUAUAAGAAAAGCUCUAAAAAAAAUUUAAUGGCCAUUAAACCCAAGAAUACCUAUACAGAGAAGAAACUUUUGAAAUGUAAUGACUGUGAAAAAGUUUUCAGCCAGAGCUCAUCCCUUAUUCUUCAUCAAAGAAUUCAUACUGGAGAGAAACCCUAUAAAUGUGUAGAAUGUGGGAAAGCCUUCAGCCAGAGAUCAAAUCUUGUUCAACAUCAGAGGAUUCAUACUGGGGAGAAACCCUAUAAAUGUAAGGAAUGUAGGAAAGCUUUCAGUCAGAAUGCUCACCUAAUUCAACAUCUGAGAGUUCAUACGGGAGAAAAACCUUAUGAAUGUAAGGUUUGUAGGAAAGCUUUCAGCCAGUUUGCCUACCUUGCUCAACAUCAGAGAGUUCAUACUGGAGAGAAACCCUAUGAAUGUAUUGAGUGUGGGAAAGCAUUUAGCAAUAGAUCAUCCAUUGCUCAACACCAGAGAGUUCAUACUGGUGAGAAACCUUAUGAAUGUAAUGUGUGUGGGAAAGCAUUUAGCCUUCGUGCAUACCUUACUGUACAUCAGAGAAUACAUACUGGAGAGAGACCCUAUGAAUGUAAAGAAUGUGGGAAGGCCUUCAGCCAGAAUUCACACCUUGCUCAACAUCAGAGAAUUCAUACUGGAGAAAAGCCUUAUAAAUGUCAGGAAUGUAGGAAAGCAUUCAGCCAGAUUGCAUACCUUGCUCAACAUCAAAGAGUUCAUACUGGAGAGAAACCCUAUGAAUGUAUUAAAUGUGGGAAGGCUUUUAGCAAUGACUCAUCUCUUACCCAACAUCAGAGAGUUCAUACUGGAGAGAAACCUUAUGAAUGUAAUGUUUGUGGAAAGGCUUUUAGUUAUUGUGGAUCCCUUGCCCAACAUCAGAGAAUACAUACUGGAGAGAGACCCUAUGAAUGUAAGGAAUGCAAGAAAACUUUUAGGCAGCAUGCACACCUUGCUCAUCAUCAAAGAAUUCAUCUUGGGGAGUCACUCUCACCACCUAAUCCAGUCAAUCACCAAGUCCUGUAGACCCUAUCAUAAAUAUUUCUGGAAUUUAAAUUCUUUUCUCCAUCUUUAAUGCCAUUCUUGUCUAAGAUCCAUCUCACUGGGAUCACUGCUAUAACUGUCUGAUAGGUCUUCCUGUAUCAACUUUUGGUUUCCUUAAAUUCAUUUCCCACCAUACACCCAAACUGAUCUUUUUGAAAUGUAAGAAUACACACAUCACUGCCUCCAAUUAAAAUGUUUUUUUGCUUGCUAUUGUUCUUAAGCUAACAUCCACGGUCUUUAAAAUUUCUAUGAGGUGCUUUAUUAUCUCGUUCUUAUAUACCUCUUAUUUUAUUCCAGUCUCUCUCUCUGGGCACUAGGCACUUACCAGGAUGAAAAGCUUACAUUCUAGAAAAUUAUAGCUCUGCUACUACUAUAGGAUUGUGUGAUUUUGAGUAAUUUGCUUGACUCAUCUAAACCUCAGGGUUUUCUUUAAUUCUUAAAAUAGGGAUAAUAAAGGGUACUGUAUUUUAGAAAUGUUAAAUGGAAUAGUGUCUGUUGUAGAUUGAUCUAUAUUAAGUAAGAUAUUUGCAUGUAAAUUACUUCAUAUAGUACAUAAAAUAUAGCACAUAUUCAAUAAAUGAUAGCUAACAUGUAUUGAGUACCUACUAUGCACCAAGCAGUGUUCUACAUACUCAGCAUAUAUUAACUCACUUCUCACAGCUAAAACAAGGUUCCUUAAUGGACAAAGUAGAAAUAACAGAUCAGAAUUGGGAAACUUAAAAAUUUUAGAAUAUAAGUGGAAUCUUUGUAUUCUAGGUGAGUAAUCAAUAUAGACAUAAGUAGUAGAAAUAUAACACUUAUAACCAGUUUUAGGGAGUUUCCAGAGAGAAUGAAUUGGAUAAACCCAUUAAAGUGAGGAUUUACAGAAUAUAGAGUUUACAUUUAGAUAAAAGAAUAGAGAGUAUCUCAACUCCCCUCCCCCCCAAAAAGCAAAACAAAAGCUGAUAAAUAUAUAAAUUCAUACUGUCUCAUAAAAAGGCUCAAUUAGUUUUAUGAUUGAAUCUGAGUAAUUUUAAAAGCAUUUAAACUUUCACCCUAUAGAAAAAGUGUAAUGUUUAUAAUUUUGUUUAAUUCAGUGAUUGUAAAAAGGGGAUUUAGGGAAGAAAUCUACAGAUAUACACACACACACAGACACACACAUGUCUGUAGAUAUAUAUACACAUAUGUGUGUGUAUGUAUAUGUAUGUGUGUAUAUGUAUGUGUACAUAUAUAUAUAUAUAUGUAUAUGUAUAUAAAAUUUCAUUCAGUGAUUAUUGAGUAGCUACUAUUUGCCAGAGACUGUCACUGUUUUAGGUAUGAGGAGACAACAGUGAUCAAUCCAAAGAUUAUGUCUUCAUGGAGUUAAAUUCCAGAGGGUGAGAGUGUUAAUACUUAAAUAUAAUCAUAGAUCUUCAGACCCAGAAAACUGAAGGCUAAUGAUGUAAAUUGAGUAUUAUAUAGUCUAGACUGAAGAGACUCAAGAUAAAGUUAUUCUUAAUUCACAAAUUCACUACAAUUCUAACCAAAAUUCUCAAAUGGGCCUUUUUGCCCUUUAUUUUCACAACUUUGUUCUGAAAUUCAUCUAUGAAGUAUGAAUUCUUAACAAAAGCAAGAAAAUUAUUGAAUAUGAUCUAUUUGUAGAAAUUUUGCAUAAGAUAAAGAUGGUUUAUACCAGUAAAGAAAGGAUGGAUUUGGAGGUAGUUGAAUAAUUGACUAUAUACAUCAAUAGUGCUUAAAGGAAAUGCAAAUAAGGCUACAGUGAUGAUUUCAAGAUCAUCACAUUGGCAAAAGCAUUACAUUGCCAAUGAUUGGAAAGAUGUACAGUAAUGGGAAUUUUGAUACAGUGUUAUUUGGAAACAAUUAUGUUUAAGAUAAUUAGGCAAUACCUAGUAAAGUUGAAGAUGUGGGUACUCUGACCCAGCAAAUCCACCCUUAAACCUCUACAGAGUCUCUCGUGUGUUCGGGGAGACAUACAUGAAGGUCCACUUCAGCACUGUGAGAAUGAAAGUUGAAAGCAAUCAAAAUAGCUGCUAGGGCGAAUAAAAGUUAGAACUCAAGUUGAAUGAACUAGAAUAAACUAGAGAUACUUAUGUCAACAUGGACAAAUCUCAAAACCAGUGAAAUUGAAAUAGCAUUUUGUAUGAUGUGGUACUACUUAUUUAUAUAACAUUUGAAAACAUGCAAAUCAUACUAUAUUUUUCAUUGCUAAAUACUAUAUGGAAAUAGUAUAAUAACAUUCAUGGAAAUAAUCAAAUUCAGAACAAUGGUGACCUCUGGGGAGGGAGAACGAGAUUGAGGGAAUGAUGCUAAGGAUACAAAUAACUUAUUAUUUUUUUUAAAUAAGCAAAUAAGACCAAUUCUUAUAAUUUGAUAAGGCUGGUUAUGGGUUUAUAGGUAGGUUCUUGUUCUUUGUGUCUUUCUGUAUAUUUAAACUGUUUCAUAAUAAAAAUGUUUAAAUGUUU